AUGGUGGAGUCCUCAAUGAUUCCCUGCAAGGUCUGCACCCCCUGGCAGGGACUACUCCUCACAGCCUCGCUUUUAACCUGUUGGUACCGCCUCACCACUGCCCAAGUCAUCAUUGCAUCAGUGCCUCUCCAUGUGGUCGAAGGAGAAAGCAACCUUUUUCUUGUUCACAAUCUUCCAGACAAUCUUUUAACCAUAUCCUGGUUUAAAAAAAGAGCAAAUAUGGACCAUAAAAUUGCGACCUACACACUGAAAUACAAUAUUGCUCUGCCGGGGCCAGCACACAGUGGUAGAGAGACAGUGUACGCAAAUGGAUCCCUGUGGAUUCAAAAUGUCACCCAUAAGGACACAGGAAUCUACAUACUACAAACCAGAAGUAGACAAGUAAAAACUGUAUCAACAAAACAUACAUACCUUCAUGUGUACACCUCUCUUUUGAACUGUGGGCAGCCCUCUGCCCAGCCCUCUAUUGAAUCAGUGCCACCCAGAGUAACAGAAGGGUCAAGUGUUCUUCUGGUGGUUCACAAUCUCCCAGAGAAUCUUCGAGCCCUUUCCUGGUAUAAAGGAAUCAAUGUGUUCAAGAACCAUGAGGUUGGCCGACUCAUAAUAGCCAAGAAUUCAAGUGUGCCAGGUCCUGCACACAGUGGCCGAGAGACAGUGUACAGCAAUGGAUCUUUGGUUCUCCACAAUGUCACCUGGAAGGAUGCUGGAUUAUACACCCUAUUAACUCUGACCACAGAUAUGACAGCUGAAGUAGCUCAUGUGCAGCUCCAAUUGGACACCUCCCAUUGUGGAUACCAUCCCACCUCUGCCCAGCUCACUAUUGAAUCAGUUCCCCCUAGAAUUGCUGAAGGUGGAAGUGUUCUUCUAGUGCCUCACAAUCUCCCAGAGAAUCAUAGAUCCUUUUACUGGUACAAAGGAGUUAUUGAGCUCAAGAAAUAUGAGAUUGCCAAACAUAUAGUAGCCAUAAAUUCAAGUGUGCUGGGUCCUGCACACAGUGGCAAAGAGACACUGUACAGCAAUGGAUCCCUGCUGCUCCAUAGUGCCACCUGGAAAGAUGCUGGAUGGUACACUCUACACAUUCCGAACAUAGAUACAGAAUCUCAAACAGCGCAUGUUCAACUCCAGUUGGACACCUCCCUUUCUGCUUGCUGCAAGGAUGUCACUUCUGCCCAAAUCACCAUAGAACAGGUGCCACCAGAUGCUGCUAAAGGGGAAAGCGUUCUCCUCCUUGUUCAUAAUCUGCCAGAAGAUCUGCAUACAUUUUCCUGGUACAAAUCAAAGUAUACCCUCCAGAAUUGUAAAAUCGCAUUAUACAACAGAGCCAUGAAUUACGUCACCCAGGGUGCUGCCCACAGUAGAGGAACAACGGUGUACCCCAAUGGAUCCCUGCUCCUCCAGGAUGUCACCGAGAAAGAUGCAGGAAUCUACACAUUACAGAUUUUAAACAGAGAUUUCAAAACUGAAAAAAUACAUGUGGAGCUCCAUGUGAACCCCUGCAGGCGCCCUCCCAUCCUGCUCACUAUUGAGUCAAUACCACACAAUGUUGUUGAAAGGAAAAAUGCUCUCCUACUUGUUUAUAAUAUCCCAGAGGACCUUCAAUCUUUUGUCUGGUACAAAGGGAUACCAAUUGACAACGAACAUAAAAUUGCACAGAGUGUAUUAACCAGUAAUAAAAGUAUGCUGGGGCCUGCACAUAGUGGUAGAGAGACUGUAUACCCCAAUGGAUCUUUGCUGCUCCACAAUGUUGCCAAGGAGGACACUGGAUUCUACGCCCUACGAACCUUAAAUGCACAGUUUGAAACUCAAGAAGCACAUGUGUACCUCCACGUAUACAGGCCUGUGUCAGUGCCCUUUAUCCGAGUCGCCAGCACCAAAGUUACAGUUCAGAGCUCUGUUGUGUUCACCUGCCUCUCAGCUGACACUGGAAUCUCCACCCACUGGAUCUUCAAUAACCAGAAUCUGCAGCUCACAGACAGGAUGACCUUGUCACCGAAAAAGUGCCGACUCACAAUAGAUCCUGUCAGGAUGGAGGAUGAUGGAGAGUAUAAGUGUGAGGUCUCCAACCCAGUCAGUUCAAAGACCAGUCCUCCAGUCUAUCUGGAUGUGAUGAAUGAGUGA
This is a messenger RNA of Peromyscus leucopus (white-footed mouse), 2118 nucleotides long. Its product is annotated as carcinoembryonic antigen-related cell adhesion molecule 3-like. Bases 1 to 2118 code for a protein of 705 amino acids. Gene Ontology annotation, biological process: T cell activation. The transcript is spliced from 7 exons. The record is from RefSeq and is a predicted model, not a curated record. Gene Ontology annotation, cellular component: external side of plasma membrane. NCBI's taxonomy places the organism in Eukaryota, Metazoa, Chordata, Mammalia, Rodentia, Cricetidae.